Ustilago hordei is the source of this 447-nucleotide messenger RNA. RefSeq lists its product as uncharacterized. Gene Ontology annotation, molecular function: carbon-nitrogen ligase activity, with glutamine as amido-N-donor. The record is from RefSeq and is a predicted model, not a curated record. NCBI's taxonomy places the organism in Eukaryota, Fungi, Basidiomycota, Ustilaginomycetes, Ustilaginales, Ustilaginaceae. The transcript has 2 exons. The coding region runs from base 1 to 447 and encodes 148 amino acids. Gene Ontology annotation, cellular component: mitochondrion.
AUGUUGCUCCGACAGGCUCUCAGAAACAACUAUGCGCUACGAGCGCAGCUGCCGCGCUCCUUUGAGGCGACUUCGCUCCGAACAUGCCCUCCCGCAGCCACCAACCAACAAGCAUGGCCUCGUUUCUCAUCAACGGAAGCUCCGUCGAGCGAAGAUCCGGAAGCAUUGCUGUUGGCCAAGGUCAAGUCAGGGAUCAAAGAGGCGAUGAAGGCGAAAGACUCGCUCACUUCGACAGUGUUACGUUCGAUCGUAUCCGAACACCAAUACUCGGCCAAGCAAAAGGGAAACCAGGUAUCCAAGGUUUCGAAACUCAUCACAAAGGCGAUCAAGCGAAGACAGGAGACAGCAAAACAGUUUCGUGCCGCCAAGCCUCCUCGUGAGGAUCUUGCCGAACAGGAAGAGAAGGAGGCUUCUGUUUUAGAGAAGUUGCUUCCCGAGAGCAAGUGA